This is a messenger RNA of Aspergillus wentii DTO 134E9, 1386 nucleotides long. RefSeq names its product putative methionine aminopeptidase, type II. Gene Ontology annotation, molecular function: metalloaminopeptidase activity. NCBI's taxonomy places the organism in Eukaryota, Fungi, Ascomycota, Eurotiomycetes, Eurotiales, Aspergillaceae. Gene Ontology annotation, biological process: proteolysis. The transcript is spliced from 7 exons. Bases 1 to 1386 code for a protein of 461 amino acids. The record is from RefSeq and is a predicted model, not a curated record.
AUGGGAUCAAAGAGUCCUGAAGGGCACCGGCAGACUCCUGAUGCCAACUCUCUCGAAGUCAAGCCGGUCAAUGUCAACUCCAAAGUCUCUCAAAGAGGCUCGGGAUCAGCAGAUCUGGAUCGUGGGAUCAUCGAUGACGAUGGGGACGAUGACGACGAUGAUGGCCAGGAAGAGGCCGGGAUAAUUACCUCCCCUUUCAAUAUCGAAAACAAAAAGAAACGCAAGAGGUCCAAAAAGAAGAAGACCAAAAACGGAACCCUUCCAGCAGGGGAGCUCAAGCAAACGAGCCCACCGCGUGUGCUGGUCUCGAACCUAUUCCCGUCUGGCUAUCCCGCAGGAGAGCUUGUCCCGUACGAAAACACGUCCCGCACGACCGAUGAAGAGACGCGCUACAAUUCGCGUCUCUGGGACGAGGACUUUCUCACGGAUUACCGCAAAGCGGCCGAGAUUCAUCGGGAAGUUCGUCAGUACGCCCAGAGAGAGCUCAUCAAGCCCGGUAAAGGUCUUUUCUCAAUUGCUGAGGGAAUCGAAGAUGGUGUUCGCGCACUGUCCGGCCAUCAGGGACUCGAACCCGGAGACGGGUUCAAAGCGAGCAUGGGAUUCCCCACUGGGCUGUGCUUGAAUAACAUUGCGGCUCACUGGACGCCGAACCCUGGCGGAAAAGACGUCAUUCUGAAAAACGAUGAUGUACUUAGUGUAGACUUUGGCGUGCAGGUGAAUGGUCGUAUUGUCGAUUCGGCUUUUACUGUCGCCUUCGACGACAAGUACGACAAUCUCCUCACCGCUGUCAAGGAGGCAACCAAUACUGGAAUUAAGCAUGCUGGCGUUGACGCACGUAUGAGUGACAUUGGCGCCGCGAUCCAGGAGGUGAUGGAAAGCCACGAAGUCGAGCUUGACGGCAAGACUUUUCCUGUGAAAGCCAUCCGAGACUUAACAGGCCACAAUAUCCUCCGCUACCAUAUCCAUGGCGACAAGCAGGUCCCCUUUAUCAAAAACAACAGCCGCCAGAAAAUGGAGGAGGGAGAUGUGUUUGCCAUUGAGACUUUUGGGAGUACUGGCCGAGGUAUCACGCGCGAUGAUGUAGGAAUAUACGGCUAUGGAAGAAACGAGGACGUUUCAGGUGCCCACCUGCGUCUUUCAUCGGCGAAGUCUCUCCUCAAAACCAUUGACGCCAAUUUUGGAUCUUUGGUUUUCUGCCGUCGAUAUCUUGAGCGACUUGGAGUGAAGAAUUAUCAUCUCGGGAUAAAAAACCUCGUUGAUAAUGAUAUCCUCCAGCCUCAUGCACCCCUUGUUGACAUCAAGGGCUCAUACACGGCGCAGUUUGAACAUACCAUUCUACUUCACAGUGGUGGAAAGGAAGUCAUCAGCCGUGGUGACGACUAUUAG